AUGAGCUCCAGUACGCCCACAGAACCGCAGGGAGUGCCCGCGGUCAAAGCGGCUCCUUCAGCGCUCUCCAAGGCGAGGCCGUUCAUUGUAGGAGGCCUCUCCGGCUGUAUCGCUACUUGCUGCAUUCAGCCGGUAGACAUGGUCAAGGUUCGGUUGCAACUGGUUGGGGAAGGAGGCGCGAAGGCAUCGACAAGUCCAAUUCAGGUUCUCAGAAAUGUCCUUAAAAAUGAAGGCGUUCUCGCUCUCUACAAGGGGCUAGACGCCGGCAUCAUCCGUCAGCUGACAUACUCUACCGCCCGACUUGGGUUGUUCCGAGUCUUCAGCGACAGGCUGAAGGAGAUGUCAAGGAGCGCAGACCCUACAGCGCCGCCUCCGCCUCUACCUCUUUGGAAAAAGGCAGCAGCUGGCUUGGCGGCAGGAGGAGUUGCCGCUGCCUUUGGAAACCCUGCAGACCUUUCGCUGAUCCGCAUGCAGGCUGACGCAACUCUCCCGCCUGAGGCCCGGCGCAACUAUACUGGCGUAUUGAAUGCCGUUUCACGGAUUGUCAAGGAAGAAGGCGUUCUAGGCCUCUGGAGAGGCAGCUUCCCCACCGUCCUGCGCGCCAUGUCGCUGAAUAUGGGAAUGCUCGCGACAAACGACCAGUGCAAGGAGAUGCUUGCACCCACCUUGGGUAACGGAUGGACGACGACCCUGACAGCCAGUGCUAUCUCGGGUUUCUUCGCAGUGACAUUUUCACUUCCAUUCGACUUUCUAAAGACGCGGUUGCAGAAAAUGCGCCCCGAUCCGGUAACGGGAGAGUUACCCUAUAAAGGUGUGCUGGACGCAGCAGUGAAGAUCACUCGGACCGAGGGUAUUACCGCGUUUUACACAGGUUACCCUACGUAUUACAUUCGCAGUAACGGGGAGUCUACGGACACCCACAAGAAACUGUGUAUGACCGUUAAGACAUUCGACUUGCCCUUUGUUCUUCUCGCUGCGUAG
Molecule: messenger RNA, 981 nt
Organism: Eimeria acervulina
Lineage: Eukaryota; Apicomplexa; Conoidasida; Eucoccidiorida; Eimeriidae
Product: mitochondrial 2-oxoglutarate/malate carrier protein, putative
Exons: 6
Coding region: 1-981 (326 amino acids)
Biological process (GO): transmembrane transport
Molecular function (GO): oxoglutarate:malate antiporter activity
Source: RefSeq, a predicted model, not a curated record